Molecule: messenger RNA, 1771 nt
Organism: Pyrus x bretschneideri (Chinese white pear)
Lineage: Eukaryota; Viridiplantae; Streptophyta; Magnoliopsida; Rosales; Rosaceae
Product: geranylgeranyl diphosphate reductase, chloroplastic-like
Exons: 1
Coding region: 78-1430 (450 amino acids)
Biological process (GO): photosynthesis; chlorophyll biosynthetic process
Cellular component (GO): chloroplast thylakoid membrane
Molecular function (GO): oxidoreductase activity, acting on the CH-CH group of donors, NAD or NADP as acceptor; FAD binding
Source: RefSeq, a predicted model, not a curated record
UUAAUAUUCAAUAGGCAACCAAAAGCAUCUCUCUCACACUCUUUGACUCGCUAGCUCGCGUUUUACCCACAAAAACAAUGGCCUCAGCAACUCAAGCGACCUUGAGCCUCUUCGCCGCUCCGCUGCCGGCCAAACCCCGCUCUCUCACCAUCCGAUGCUUAAAGUCCACCACUAGGACCACCAACCCACCCAUCGUCGGCCGGAAGCUCCGAGCCGCCGUGAUCGGAGCGGGCCCAGCUGGGUCCUCUGCUGCUGAGGCCUUGGCCGCCGGCGGAGUGGAGUGUUUCAUGUUCGAGCGGAGCGGUCCGUCCACCGCGAAACCAUGCGGCGGAGCGAUCCCUCUCUGCAUGCUUGACGAGUUCGACAUCCCAUCCCACCUCAUCGACCGCCAAGUCACUCGCAUGAGGAUCUUCUCCCCUUCGAAUCUCGCCGUCGAUUUCGGCAAAACCCUCCUCCCCCACGAGUUCAUCGCCAUGCUCCGCCGCGAAGUGCUCGACUCCUACCUCCGCACCCGCGCCCAGUCGCGCGGAGCCAACCUUAUCUCAGGCCUCGUCACGGAUCUCGAGGUCCCCACCUCGGUCGACGCGCCGUACGUGAUCAGCUACACGGCGGACAACAAGCGGGAGUCGCUGGCGGUGGACGUCGUGAUCGGGGCGGACGGCGCCAACAGCCGAGUCUCCAAGUCCAUCAAAGCCGGGGACUACGCGUGCGCCAUUGCGUUCCAGGAGAGGAUUAAACUCCCGGACGAUAAAAUGGACUACUACCAAGAUCUCGCCGAGAUGUACGUGGGAAACGACGUGUCGCCCGAUUUCUACGCGUGGGUUUUUCCGAAGUGCGACCACGUGGCCGUGGGGACUGGCACGGUGUGCUCCAAACAGGAUAUUAAGGUGUUCCAAAGGGCAAUUAGGGCUAGGGCCCAUUCUAAAAUCAGCGGAGGGAAAGUGAUCAAAGUAGAGGCCCAUCCAAUACCCGAGCACCCCCGACCAACACGCGUUAGAGGACGUGUGGCGUUGGUUGGGGACGCGGCCGGGUAUGUGACGAAAUGUUCGGGGGAGGGGAUAUACUUUGCGGCGAAAUCAGGCAGAUUGUGCGGCGAAGCGAUCGUGAAGGCGUCGGAAGGAGGAGAGAGGAUGAUCAACGAAGGGGAUUUGAAGAGGGAGUAUUUGAAAGAGUGGGAUGACAAGUACAUUACAACGUUUAGGUUUUUGGAUUUGUUGCAAAAGGUGUUUUACGGGAGCGACGCGGCGAGGGAGGCGUUGGUGGAGCUGUGUGGCGACGAGUACGUGCAGCGGAUGACGUUCGAGAGUUACUUGUACAAGAAGUUAGCGGAUGGGAAUAGGUGGGAGGAUGCUAAGAUGGUUUUGAAUACUGUUGGGAGUUUGGUGAGGUGUAACAUUUUGGGCAAGAAAAUGCAGGGUUUGAAGUUGUAGUAGGGUUUAGGGAUAGGGUAAUUUAGAUUUGGUUGCCUUAAUUGGCCUCGCAUGUUUGAUUUCAUUUGGGUCAAUUGUGGUGUGGUGGGAUUUAUCAACUGCUUUCUUCUUGUUUGAUUUCUUCAUAGGUGAAUUUAAGUGUGUGUGGUUGUUUAAUUCCAGUACUUGAAGGUUUUGUAGCCGGUGACGGUUUAAGGAGGUAAUGCCGUCUAUACACUUUCCUGCAAGUUCAAUAUCCUUCUCCCUACGCUAUUGUCUGUCAAAAAGAAGGUAAUGAAAUUUGUACGCUGAGAUGUGCACUAGCAAAUGAAUUAUUUCCGAUUAAAACGGAAUUGUUAUUA